UUUAGGGUUUUUGCGGGGGAAUCGAUGAAGAGGAAGAAGAUCCGGAGUGGAUGGCAGAAGGUCGUGAUCCAGGCGGCAUUGAGAUGGUUGUGUCCAGCUCUCGCAAUGGCGGCGCUUCUCGUCCUCAUCGCGGAACUGCGAGUUUGGCCGGAUGAGAGCGGCGUCCGAGGGGAGAAGGCCCGGAUCAAAGUGGAGAAUGCGAAUCCAGAGAUUACUGCGACAGGGAGGAAGGAAUCGAAUCUCGGUAGCCUGGCAAUGCCGAUGAGGAGAGCGAAAGGACACAGUGAACCAUGUUUGAAGCUCCCAAGCGAUGAGGUGAUUGAAAAGCUUGAAUUCCCAUCGAGACUUCCUAGUCCGCUGGGAGAUCUUCGCUUUGCCAAGCAGUCGGGAAGUGGUGUGGAAGCAAACACGAACAGAUUUGUGGGAUCUCAGACCAUGGCUGAGAGAAAUAGCUCGUUCCAGAUUCGCGAGAAUAUGGAGGUGCAUUGUGGUUUCUACGGUGAAGACCCUGGUUUUGACAUUGACGAAGUCGACACAGCUUUUCUAAAAACUUGCAAGGCUGUUGUGACGACUUGCAACUUCGGCGGAGGAGAUGAUAUCUAUCAGCCGAUUGGCAUGUCAGAUGCUUCUCUAGCAAAGGUGUGUUAUGUUGCGUUUUGGGACGAGGUGACCCUUUCGCAAAUGCCAGAGGAUAAAAGACCAUCUCCCGACACUCGCAUGGCUGGUUUGUGGAGAGUAGUCGUCGUUCGAAACCUUCCUUUCAACGACCAGCGUCGAAACGGGAAAAUUCCAAAGUUGCUGGGACACAGACUAUUUCCAAACGUAAGAUACUCAAUCUGGGUGGACUCCAAGUACCAGUUCCGUCGUGAUCCCAUGGCAGUUUUCCAUGCCCUGCUGUGGAGUCCCCAGGCAGCGCUGGGUAUUUCAGAGCACGGAGCUCGACGGUGCGUUUAUCGUGAAGGCAAAGCCGUGGUGGCCAAGAACAAAGCUUUGCCAGCCGAGGUGGACUUGCAACUCAGCCAGUACCAGGCGGAAGGAUUUCCAGAAAACGCAACUUUCAAUGGGCACAAAGCAUUGGCUGAAGCAUCAGUGAUUGUAAGAGAACACACUCCAGUGACCAACCUGUUUAUGUGCCUGUGGUUUAACGAGGUGGUCCGCUACACUGCGAGGGACCAGCUGAGCUUUCCUUACGUUCUCCGACGCUUUGGGCUGCUCCAGCUCAACAUGUUCCCCGUUUGCACACGCAAAGCGCUUGUGAAUAGCAUCGGCCACAGACAAAAGGCAAAACCACUCGAGAGAAUUCCCACCGAGUAGGCAAUCAGUCACAUUUUUUUCUCGGUUCCGAAAGACGACGCCGUCUAGCAGCUGGAUUUUGCGCGUACGACCCGAACGACCGCAUUCACGGCACCUUGACACGGUCCUCGAGCUCAACUCAACUUCCGGGUAUAAAAACCGAAGCAGGCUUUUCCCGGAGAUCAUCGCCACCACCACCACCACCGUCAACUUUAGCUCGAUCGCCAUGGGUGUUCCCGAGGAUCAACGAAAAGCCGCCGAAGUUUACACUGGCCAGGCCGUCUUCUCCAAGAAGUCCAUGGAGCUCAUGGACGAGUUUGGACUUCCAUCCGGACUGCUGCCUCUCACAGGCGUGGAAGAAUGCGGGAUCGUGAGAGCGACGGGCUUCAUCUGGAUCGUCCUCAAGAAGGAGAUGGAACACUACUUCAAGCUGGCGGGGCGCAAAGUCUCGUUUGGGACGGAGAUCACGGCCGUGGCUGCCAGCGGCCAGCUCAAGAACAUAACCGGGAUCAAGGCCCGCGAGAUGAUGCUGUGGGUGGAGGUGAAAGCCAUGGAAGUCGAGCAGCGCAAGAUCCGGUUUAGAGCUCUCGCUGGGAUCACUCGCUCGUUCCCGGUGGAUUGCUUCGCUGCGGUAUGAAGGAGAGAUCGAUUUGUUCUAUAAAUUCCACUCUUUGGAUCAAAGUUAAACGAUUAGUUCUA
This is a messenger RNA of Selaginella moellendorffii, 1992 nucleotides long. RefSeq lists its product as uncharacterized. The transcript is spliced from 8 exons. The record is from RefSeq and is a predicted model, not a curated record. Lineage: Eukaryota; Viridiplantae; Streptophyta; Lycopodiopsida; Selaginellales; Selaginellaceae. Bases 25 to 1314 code for a protein of 429 amino acids.